Caenorhabditis sp. 36 PRJEB53466 is the source of this 7821-nucleotide messenger RNA. The record is from the annotation of a GenBank genome assembly. Lineage: Eukaryota; Metazoa; Nematoda; Chromadorea; Rhabditida; Rhabditidae.
AUGGAGAAGGGACAACAAAAGAAGAUUCUCGGAGAGGGACGGCUCGUCCGUCAGGGACGGAAUAUGUUCAUCCGAUCUGGAGAGGGCGAGAAUUACAGAUCCGUUUUUGUUCCUGAAACGGCCAUUCGACAGAACUACAAGGAUUAUUCUUUUUUUGAUGUACGUCUCAUUCUUCAAGUAAAUAUUACAAAAAUUAACAGUUUCAGAACAAUGAAUAUUUGGCGUACUCGGCUCAAUUGGAAGGAAACAGAUAUUGUGCGAUAUCUGUUAUCCGUCCCAAAGAUCUUAAACUUAUGUAUGGCCAAUUGUGCCUUUUGGAUACUGUUCUCAGAUACGCACAUGUUGUGAUCAACGGGAAAAGCGAUAAGGUGUUGGUGCCGUUCGCUGCCCGCACGGUUGAGGGAACUCAGUGGUUCGGUAACGGAGCUGCAGUGGACAAGAAUUAUUGUGUCCAAGUCAUGCGCCAAGACGAGUAUUUCGGAUGCAAAUUCGUCGCAUACAUCAUUCAAGAGGACAACCGAAAAAUGAAUCUGCCGCCGUUGAGCAUGGAUACUCAGAUUUCUGCCCCAAUGAAGAAGUUGGGAACUACGACCGCUUGGCAACGCCAAUCUGACCAUCAAUCUGUCGAGUCUGUGCAGAAUCAUUCAGGCGUAAUCAUUGAACAGUACGAGAACGGAACGCUUUUGAUCUCUUCACCAACGUGCCAAAAUGUGUAUUUCCCUACUGAAAAUCAAGAGUCGUGGAUGAAACUUGGAAGAUUCCUGACAUUCGAUGGUCGGCGAGUGUCGGAUUGUAAGACGGAUGCGAUGUUUGGAAGCAACCCGACUGACUUAGGAACGGUAAGCACAGUAACCCUCCAGCCCUUACUGUUCAUCGGAUUCUUUCAGAUUUUUACCUUCACGCAUAUCUCGCCACUGCAAAUGACAGUCGAUGCGGUUCUGAACAAAGUGUCAUUCGGAAAAUCGGCUUGGGCUUGGAACGACCAUAUUGGGCGGAUCUACAUUCCAUGGCUCAGCGUGAGCAAAGGGCUGACCACAGCCAGACCAUUUCCGUUCGCCUCUGUUCAUUUGGAUAUUGUCUACAACGGGAAACACGAUGACAUUCCAUGGGUCGCUACGAAUGCCACUCUCGCCGCCGACACGGAAGCCGCUGCGAUUCUGAGAGCGAAUGCUCAGCUUCUGAAGACUGAUGACAACUGGAAAGUGCAAUCGGUUGUCGACGGACCGGAGAAUCCUAGCAUCUUCAUGUACCGGCACGAUGAGGGCCUUGGCAAACGGAUUUCUUGCUUCGCGAAAAUAAGCGAUGUGAACGGAUCGGAGGUUCCAAAACCCGGGACAAUGUGUCGUGUCUCUUAUUAUCCGCAAGAACGUCACGCACGACACGCUCUGAGAGCUGUUGUUGUCACGGUGAUGGAGAAAUGUGAGAAGAAUCCGCGGUGCCACGUAGUCCACAAUGGAUCCGGAGUGAAAUGUUUCCCAGUGUUAGUCGAGGUGAGCCAGAAAAAGUAGUACAACAUAAGUCCCAAUAUUAUUUUUCAGCAACCAACCGCUAGAAAGGAACGUGUCGAUCCUCCUGUGGCGCCGAAGAUCGUCGCAGCACCAGUCCCUCGAAAGAAUCCGUGGAACAUGAAGAACUUGGGGACACCGGCUGAUGCGACUCCUGCCGCUCUCGCUCCGAAUGACUUCCCAGAGGUCACAUCCAAGAAGGCGGAGGAAGAAAUCCUCGUGCCGCCGUACCCGCCACCGGGUCUUGGCGAGCUCCCAAGCCCGCGAGAAAUGGUGUGGGGAGGAACGCCAGUUGCAGCACAACCGGAACGGUAUUCGCUUUUCGAACAGCCGAAUACGAACUUCCCGAACUUCGGAGAUUCGUUCUUCACAUCUAUUGGAGAUCAGUAUCAGCUCGCUGAAAUCGUUUUCGGAUCGGACACAUGUUCGUCUAGCGAAAUUCGCAAUUCCCAAUCGGAAUCGUCCUCUCCUGGACUCAAAACGGCCGAUGAGCCUGAACAGAACUGCUGGAGUAGUUUGGAAUCAACGGCCACUUUGACUCAAUCCAACUAUGCGCAAAAUUCAUUCGCGUAAGUGUAUAAUCGGCUCUUUGGAACAUUUUUCAAUUCUUUACAGAUUCGGUUUCCCUCACAUGGAUCUUCCGAUUUACCAGAGCAUGAUGCCAUCAAAGAACGAGGUUCUGAUGCGUCCAACGAGUCAAUUCGAGCAGACUUCUAAUAAUCAGAAUCAGAAUCCUUCUUCAUUAGGCAAUUGCGAUGCGGAGAGCAUCCUUUUUAAUCUUUGGCAGAAUCCUAAAUUCAUAUCUGCCUUUAAAGCAAGUGAUCCUAUUCAAUUUGCCAAUGUUGAGGCCAAAUUACAAUUUUCUUCUAAUGUUUAUAAGGAAAACACUUUUUAAAUCGCCUCCCCAUUUUUUAAUAAUUGGUUUUUAUAAUCCCCUCGACACUCCUAUUUCCCUCUCACUCUGACCAUAUAAUUCUCGCGUAUCGGGGUUUCAUCUGAAUGCCAACUUCUUUUUAACCACCAAUCUUUUCUUUUUAUCUUGCUCCCAGUGCUUCUCCCGCUGACGAGAUACUCAGUUCUCCUCCUGUUCUAUUAUUUCCUCUUGUAACAGAUUUGCCACUUGUCGGUCUCCAAAGUUCUAACCACCCAACCCACCCCCUUUUUCUCGUUUUUUGUAUCUAUUCGAAGUGCUGGAGAGUUCACAUUUAGAUUAGUCAUUUUAUACAUUGCGAUGUUCAUUUAUAUAUAAUAUUUUGUCUGCUUCUGAAGUGAUUAAUGGAAUUUGUGUGACUAGAUAAUAAAGAAAUGGAAAGACAGUCAAAUGUGCAUGGAUUUGAGAUGGGUCAUAACCGUAGAAGAAGAGCAAAUAGUGAGAGGAAGGGGAAGACUGGAUGGGCGGAGUUGCAAAAAUCGGAAUCGCGGCAGUAGCAGUUGAUCGUGUCCACUCCGAGCACUUCUUCUUCUUUGCAAUACGUCCUCAUCCUGUGUUGCGGCUCAUAAACAUUCUGAGAGACUCUGAAAAAAGUGAGCGAUUUUCGUGAUUAAAAGAGCAGAAACUGACGUCACAUUCUCACAUCCUUUGCUCACGUAGUGAUUAUUCACGAGUGAUUUCACACAAAUGUCGCCGAAACACACGCCAGUCUCACAGUCGUACGGCUGAUUGCAUUGGUAGCAACGGAGCUUCAGGACUGGAAUGGAAGAUCAUUGAGAGCGAGAGAGGAAUAGUCAUUGAGGAGAAAGGAGCGUUACCGUUCUCAAUCGUGUACCCGACGGCCUGCCGAUUUCUGCCGGAAGAAUAGUCCUUGUAGGCGUGGGUGAUCGGGAGAAGAAGGAGGAGAAAGAGGGAACACAGAUGGGCCGUCGACUCCUUCAUCACAUUUCACACUCGCCUCUUCUGAAAUCCAGAAAUCGAGUGGAAGAGGGAAAGGGGAGGUUAUGAGAUGAUUUGAGAUGGGUAGCAACCCAGUAUUUUGACACGUUUCGACGCGAAACGAAACGAAACGACAAGUGGUCGGCAGGACAAUGAUACACAAGGGAGAGUGGUCCUUAAUAACCGAAAAGAACGAGAGAAAUAUUUAUCCGGGCCGCGGUCCCAGUCAGUCAGCCAUCUCCGGGGACGCCGUCAGCACGCCGCCAUCAAUUAUGUGAGUUUGUGCUCUGGAAAAGAAACAAUGGCGCGGCGACGGGUCCGAUCAUCCGAAGGUCUCCGUUUAUGGUCAUGGAGAGGGAGAAAGAGAAAGAGUGAGAAACAAAAAAUUGAUGAAAUCCGAGAUAAACGCGGACGGCGACAGGAGGAGCCGAGGAAAAGAAGGAAAAGGGCGGCCCCGGGAGCAAGCACUCUCAUAUUGCGAGUAAAUAUUGUAGAAGAGCAAAAGGCUCGAAAUGAAAUACUAUGGGGCCGAGGAGCGAAACAACUCGAAAUUUAUUCAUUAUUAAGAGGGAAAAUGAGCAAAAGAGCCGGCGCAAAUACGGCGAGAAGGGGAAGAAGGAUGGGAGGACACCUGUCAAAAAGUGAUAAAUAAUGAAUGCGCGGAGAGAUAACUAUGCUUCAAGAGUACACUGUACAUAUCACUUGACAGGAAUACGAAGGACAGAUGACGCCGAGUAAGAGAAAGAGCGGGGAGAGAGAGAGUUCCGUUUUCUCAGAAAUUAUCGGCUUAGUUGAGCACUCACGAUGAUUCCGCUGAGCCGAUAAGAUACUUAGUUUAUCUCGCAACUUUGAAGAAAACUUAUGAAUCGAUGGGCACGAAUAGAAGGUGGGCAACAGGCGAGAGGAUCGAAUCGUGCUCGGAAAGUGGCACGAUUAGGGGAGGAUGCUUCUGAAGCGGCAAAUUGGCUUGAUUACAGGAAAGUGCUCACGUGGAGAAAAAGGAAAAGAAGUGUUUAAUUGCGAUUCGAGAUGUACAAACAGAUGAAGUCGCCGCUCUCGAGGAGAAGUUGUUUCAUAAGUUAACAACUCCCUGGAGAGUAGGUCAACUCGCUUUCCGCUUGAUGGCCGGCUUCGUCCGUCCAUUCGCCCGUCAGAUUGACUGCUUAUUUGCUGGAAACUGGGAGGAAACUGGAGAGGAAGGGGGCGUGACCGACAGGUGAAACUGGUCAAAAGCAACGUGACUCUGGGGCUCUUGGCUUCCGGUACGAAUUAUCAAACCGAGCGGAACCUCUUCCGGUGCUGACGAGCCGGGUGGCAAUGUAAGCAAAGUGCACGCAAAGAUUAGUAGUGAAAGGGAAGGCUGGCGCAUGGUGUGAGAGGCAAAAAACAUAGGAGAUGGACAAAAAUCACUGGGGAAUUGGGAACAAACGACGCCGCACGUUUGGGGAAAGAGUAUGAUUUGAGGGAUUCGAUUCCAUAUAUUAUUUAGUAGCAUUACGUGGCAAUGCACUGCAACUUUUCGACGAGGAAAUGGCUUCAGGCGUAAGAUUUGCUUGCCCCAGAAUGUUUAAUGUUGUUCUCGAACCUGCAUAGCAGAUCUAUCCUCUUCCCCGAAAGUGUCAAAUCGAUCCUUUUGUGCGUAUUGGAUGCCACCGCACGUACGAGAAACGUCAUAAUCGUUCACCAUCAGUCCUUUCUUUUUCGGUGCUUUCCCCCCUAUUGAUGGAUUACGGGCGAGAAACGAUAUAUGGUUUCUUCCCUGCAGACGUCAGCGCCAUGAGAGAAAGUGAUAAAUGAGGAGGAACCGGACCAGGAGGUGGCAAAGAGCAAGGUGAUGCGAUGAUUGAGAGUCUGCCGGGGAAAGGGCAGAACAAAGACGAAUUGCUCUCUCUCUCUCUCUCUCUCUCUCUCUCUCUAUUUCAGAUUGCUGAAAUGGCUCAUAGGCAUCUUUUUGUUUUUUUUACAUUUACUGAGUAGUGACACGAAUUCUGGCGAGGCGUGCUCUCCCCUAAUCCAGUUAUUCAGGAGUUGUGCCGACGUUCUCAUUCUGAUCCACCCGAACACGCCCUCAGAUCUUUGUUCGAAGCGACGUCGUUGUUCAUUUCGGCGAAAGAACGACAAGGAAUGAUAAGCGUGAGGAUAUCAAAACGGCACUGAAUCAAACAAUUCGGCGCCAGGAUGGCGGUGAUUCGGAAGGCGAGUCCGGUGUGAAAAAGUGAUGGACGGUCGGCCGAAGUCACUUCUGGAUUUGUUGAUUUAGGCCAUCCCGUAGUGUCCGACACCUUGAUAUAUGGCCUCCCACUUCACCUGGAUCAUCUCCCUUUCUUCUGUCUGUUUCCUCUCAUCACAUUCGGUUUCGAAGCUGCAUUGUCAAAUGGAAAUGAAGACGAAAAUGAGAAGACGAAAGAGAACCGGACAAUUGGAAUCCGCCAUUGUUGCGUAAGCUGAAUGACUUUACGUUAUCUUUACGUUAUCUGAACGAAUUUUACGAGCAGCCGAACGACGUGGAUUGUUCGAGUUUGAUUAGGCCUCAACAAUCAGCUGAUUGGGAGGGAACGAGAACUAGCCUGGACAGGAUGCACUUUGGGAGGGAUGCGAUGAUUGCAACAAUGUUAGUUCAAAGUGAUUUAUUCGGGCCCGAUUCGGUUCGACACUUUCCCGCCAAAAGAAGCAUGUGACGGCCGAUUGCUAUCUGGUUCAAGAACGAGUGAACCUGGACGCGGCGCCACACAAACAAGUGGCAGGAUUCAGGAAAUGAAACGGUUAUCUGAUGAAGAGCUGCGAAGAUGUUACGGUUCUCUCGUGAUCGGUUCUUCCACCAGUUCUGAUCCGCAAGGACUACUUCGUGUCCUCUUCCCGUUCCAUUUGGCUGUCAUGUGCGCGCUAAUCAGCUUGAGGAAGUGGUCGUUUGUGUCUUCCGAAUUCCACGCAUCAUUGCAACAUUUUCGUCAUAACCACGUUAACCCAAAUCGGUUGGUAGUGUCCUCUUCCACCAGGAAAAAAGAAAAAACUUGUCCGCCCUUUCCCACUCGAAAAAACUCGAAUACCUCGUUUGCCAUUCGGCGAUGUUGUUUCAAAGAAAUCGCCUGUUAGAGUUUUUACUAUGAACCACGCCCCUCCGGACGGACGGUCACCGCGCGGACAGCGGUGGGCGGAAAAACUGCUUAUCGCGGCUUUUCGGUUUUUCUACCCUAUUUAGGAAGGUGGGGAUAUGCGAUUAGGGACAAUCACAAAACGCCCGAUAUCCUAUAUCCAUGUCUUCUUUUUGUCGUUUCCUGAUUGGCACUCUUCCAAGUACACCCUGUUGCAGAUGACCCUCACAGCGGCGACGUCCGGCGCCAUCGUCUUUUCGGGAGCCACCCUCCUGGUCUCUCUCUUCGCUGCCGCUUCUCUUUACAGUCAAGUCUCCAGCAUCUGGAACGAGCUCGAUGCUGAAAUCGCCAACUUCAGAGUGAGACAUUCUAAUCCGUUUGAUCCCAUUUACGCAAUCAUGUUCAGAGUCUCACCGAAGACAUGUGGGUCGACAUGGUGAAGCUCGGAGCCGGAACUGCCUCGAACAGAGUUAGACGCCAACAAUACGGAGGGUACGGAGCCAGUGGAGUCCAGCCACCAGCUCCGGCUCCAAACGGCUAUGGAGGAUACGGAGCCAGCCAGCCAGCUCCGCCACCAGAGAAGUUCCCAGAUGGAAUUCCGAACGGAGCAAACCAGCCAAAGUUCCCAGGAGGUGGAUUCCCAGAUGGUCCAUUCCCGAACGGAGGAGGGCCACGUGGAGGACCACAAUGCCAGUGCACCGUUGAGAACUCUUGCCCACCAGGACCAUCAGGAGACGAGGGAGAGCAGGGACCAGACGGACAGGACGGACUUGACGGAGUGCCAGGAUUCGACGGAAAGGACGCGGAGGACAUUCAGAACACACCACCAACCGGCUGCUUCACCUGCCCACAAGGACCUCUUGGACCGCAGGGACCAACUGGGCCCAGGACUCAGAGGAAUGCGCGGAGCUCGUGGACAGCCAGGACGUCCAGGAAGAGAUGGAAAUCCAGGAAUGCCGGGAGACUGCGGACCACCAGGAGCACCAGGACUCGACGGAAAGCCAGGAUCCCCAGGAGGAAAGGGAGACGAUGGAGAGAAACCAUUGGGCAGACAGGGACCAAGAGGACCACCAGGAGAGGCCGGACCAGAGGGACCAACCGGACCAAACGGAAGAGAUGCCUAUCCUGGACAGGCUGGACCACAGGGAGAGCCAGGAAUCCAGGGAUACGGAGGAUCUGCCGGACAGGACGGGUAAGGAUGUCAGAAGAAGGAACAAGUUGAUAAAAGAGUGAUUUCAGACCAGAGGGACCAACUGGACCAGCCGGACUUCCUGGAAAGGACGCCGAGUACUGCAAGUGCCCAGGAAGAGAGGGAGACGCCGGCAGAACUGCCAGACGCCACCGCAAGUUCUAA